Molecule: messenger RNA, 1707 nt
Organism: Schistocerca americana (American grasshopper)
Lineage: Eukaryota; Metazoa; Arthropoda; Insecta; Orthoptera; Acrididae
Exons: 11
Coding region: 23-1681 (552 amino acids)
Source: RefSeq, a predicted model, not a curated record
GUGCGCCAGGCAAUCAUCGGAGAUGAGGAACCUAGUCAUUUUCAUAUUGCUGUUCGUGUUCGGAGCUGUUUUUAUAGCUGCGAUAUUUGAGGCUGUAGUCCAUUUUAAUAGAACAGGAGAUACUCCAGCUGAGUUCCAUGAGUUUGAAACUAAUGGAUCCACAACUGUCUAUUCUGUUACACCAAAUUAUGAUGGAGAAGUAACCAGCACGGAACAUGAUGGAGUUAAAUUUGUGACAAAUACAGCAAAAGAAACCAUUCUUGAUGUUCCACCAAGAAACGAGCAGCGUAACUUUAAUGUCAGAUAUGGUGGAUCAAGUGGACAGCAGACAACAACAAAAAGAACAACAACAACACAUGGAAGAACUACACAAAUACCAAAUCCAACAACAAGCUCUGGAACAUUUAUGGCAAGUUCUGGAAAUGAAGUAAAUAACAGGGAACAGAGACUGCUAAGUAGCUGCAUACGAAACUACAUAGCAGACACUGAAGGAAUAAUCAAAUCUCCAGAUCCAUACCCAAAAGAUGACACAUGUAUUACUUGGGAUAUAGAUGUCGGCGAAGGGUAUAGCAUUGAUAUUACAAUAACAGCUCUCAGCUUGGAUGGAAGUACUGGAGACUACUUAAUAAUCAGUCCCAGUGAAGAUGAAAUUGCUGAAACUUCUAAUCCUGUAUUUACCUGGUAUCUAAAAACUAAAAGACACUUCCGCAUUCUAGACAGAGGAACGGCUUUCAUAGUGUUUAAAACAUUUUCAAAAGCUAAUAGCACUAAUCAUCAAGGUUUUGAAGUACAUUACGCCCGUUAUGGCAAUGCAACUACUCCUUCAGAUGUAACUACACAGCCAGCUUUGCCAACCCCACCAGCUAAUGUUGAUGAGUCAGCUGUUGUUUACAUUUCAUUGGCUGGUGGCAUGAGUGUAAUUGAGGAGUUUUACAACAGGAGCAUUGAAUUCAGAACAGCAGUCUCUGAAAUGGCAUCCAUGUAUUGUAAUGAAACAGGGAUUCGUUUAACAGCUGACCCUAGCUAUGUAAAUGUUAUCCUAAAUUCAGUCAAUCCUUGUCAACUGACGUGGCCAGAUAGCAAUACGUGUCUUCGAAUAAGGAUGACUGUGCCAGUAAACAAUACAAAUACAUCCAUAUAUGAGUUAACUUCAAGGCAUAUUAAUGACAUGUGGAAUAAACAUGCUACAAACUAUUUAUCUUCGUUUUCAAAGGAAAUGAAGGUGUACAAACCUCCAGAUGGUUCAAAUUUUAUUAUGUGGAUUGCAGUGUCUGCAGGUACUGUAGUAGUAUUUUCCAUAUUUCUGGUUUUGAUAUGGAAAAUUGAUAUCUUCAAGGAAAAUAACAGGGAAAGCAAACUUGUGCAGGAAGAUGACGUACGUAGGUCGACACUUAAUGACAUCCUCAUCUCAGUGCCUCCGUCAUUUCCAGCUGACAAAUUUGAUCCAGAGGAUCACAAAAUGGUGUCUUGGAAUGGUGAUAUGCACAAGGAUUCCAUCACAUCUGUUGGAGUGAGAGAUACCAUUCCAAAAUAUGGUCCACCCAAGGGUUCUCUUGGUGCGGCCUUUCUAUUCCAAAGGAACACCGAUGAAGAGGAAGAGGAAGUUCACUAUGAAAAGAUAGGAUAUGACAAUCCAGCAAUUCACUUGUCGGAUGAACCGAAGUUAUCUACAGUUCUCUAGCAGUCCAUGAAAGUAGUAAGUUUUGG